AUGUACAAAAUGUAUGCUCAGCGCGCCUAUGAUAAGAUCAGCCUUCCGUUUGCAGGCAUACUGCCCGAUAGUCGUAUUCUGGGGUCGCUGCGGCUGAACGAGAUUGAGCGUACGCUCAAGGCACGGCCUCUCUACGGUAUGAAGCAGAUGGAUGAGAACGCAGACAUGGAGAUCUCCUCCAUGCUGGUGGGAACGUUGCAAUUUCCUUCGCUCUUGAAGCAUCUCAAUUCCCUGCCGGCGACGGCUGGGGCAGGACCGCUUAUCUUCACGUCAGGUGAUCGCCUGGAUGUGCUGGCUGGGCUCAUGUUUGCGCGUGAGAGCGUUAACAUGCCUACGGUGGCCGGCAUUGUAGUGACGGGUGGACAAGAACCUCCACGUUAUUGGGAAGACAUUAUCAAAGGCAUGCCCAAGAGCAAGCAGAUGAUGCCCGUGAUGCAGUGCGAACAUGACACGUUUACCACGGCUAAGAUUGCCUCGAAUAUUAAGGGUCAUCUGCUGCCCACGAGUAAGCGCAAAAUCCAGCAUUCUCAGGUGCUGUGGGACGACAACGUGGACCAAGAAGUCAUCCGACGACUGGUACUGAGUGAGAAGAGCCCACGCAUGACACCCAAACUAUUCCAGCACAAGCUGAUACAACAGGCGCGAAAGAACAAGAAGCACAUUGUGUUGCCCGAGGGCGAUGAUCCACGCAUUCUGGAGGCAGCGGCCCAAUUGAUUGCCUUACGCGUGGUGGAUCUAACCAUCCUAGGCGACCCACAGAAGAUUAUUGCGAGUGCCACGCAUUUGGGUGUGGACAUCUCAGAGGCUAAGCUGAUCAAUCCAUCGAGCUCUAAAGACCGCAGCAGAUAUGCCGAUCUACUCUUCGAUCUGCGCAAGAAGAAGGGCAUGCAGUUAGACGAGGCCAUUGAUUUGGCCCAGGAUGCCACUUACUUUGGUACGUUGAUGGUACAGGCGGGUGAUGCAGAUGGCAUGGUCUCAGGCGCGAUACACACCACAGCCAACACUAUCCGACCGGCACUUCAGAUAAUCAAAUCAAUACCAGACAGACCCGUCGUCUCGAGUGUCUUCUUCAUGUUGCUGCCUGAUAAGGUGCUCGUGUAUGGUGACUGUGCGAUUAAUGUAAAUCCUACAUCAGAAGAACUGGCAAUGAUCGCCAUCUCAUCAGCAGAGACUGCGAAAGUCUUUGGGUUGGACCCCCGCGUAGCUAUGUUGUCGUACGCCACCGGAGAUUCGAAUAAAGGUCCGAUAAUCGAGAAGGUCCGUGGGGGAUGCGAAUUGGCGAAGAAACUCGCACCAGAGCUGGCCAUCGAGGGCCCCAUACAGUACGACGCUGCGGUUGACCCGGAGAUCGCCAAGACUAAAAUCAAGGGCGAAAGCAAGGUGGCUGGUAAGGCUAAUGUGCUGAUAUUCCCGGAUCUCAACACAGGCAAUAACACGUACAAAGCCGUGCAGCAAUCCACAGGUGCCAUCGCAAUGGGACCAGUGCUACAAGGUCUUCGCAAACCUGUUAACGAUCUGAGCAGAGGAUGUACAGUACUUGAUAUAGUGAAUACCGUCGUGAUAACAGCGCUCCAAGCUGCACAUAUGUCUGGAGAGAAGAACUGAGAACCAAUGCUACACCCGUGACUUCAUUAUUUCAAAAUGUCACCAUUUAAAUCAAUAAACUUAUGCGUUAGCAAGCGCAAAGAGCGGAUUUGAUUUGAUUUCGGCAGGUGACCGGAAUACAGUCGUCGCCUUUUAAAAGGUUGGCCUGAAAAUAUGUGAAAGUAAGUCCCAAUUUUCAUUGCAAGAUCGAAAAAUCGGUGGCCAGACAUGGAGAACCAAGUUCGGCUGUGAAGCAUACACAACUGUUUAGUUGUCGGCACUUGAUUUCAACUAACUAAGCAAUGCGCCGGAAAAAGUCGAGAGUGAAAGGCUCGUAUCAUCUAUAUUAGGUGCGGGUUAUUAUUUAAUGUUUAUAGGGAAUUAUCUCGAGUUUUUGACUGAUAAUUGAAUGCAGAUGCUAUAGUCCUUCUUUCAGGUGCG
This is a messenger RNA of Sphaeroforma arctica JP610, 2025 nucleotides long. RefSeq lists its product as hypothetical. Gene Ontology annotation, molecular function: acetyltransferase activity. The record is from RefSeq and is a predicted model, not a curated record. The transcript has 10 exons. Lineage: Eukaryota; Ichthyosporea; Ichthyophonida. The coding region runs from base 1 to 1605 and encodes 534 amino acids.